Molecule: messenger RNA, 2261 nt
Organism: Prunus avium (sweet cherry)
Lineage: Eukaryota; Viridiplantae; Streptophyta; Magnoliopsida; Rosales; Rosaceae
Product: protein trichome birefringence-like 23
Cellular component (GO): Golgi apparatus
Molecular function (GO): O-acetyltransferase activity
Source: RefSeq, a predicted model, not a curated record
UCAAUAAUCACCAGUAAUCACUUUAAUCACUUUAUUCGUACACCCUUAUUAUAUUCCAGAUUGAACUUAUUUCGUACACCCUUAUUAUAUCCCAAAGCAGCCAAAAAGCAACCACAACGCAAGAAACCCCUCUUCGAUCCAAUCUUACAUUUUGUAAUCCCAAUAUAAAAAAAAAUAUUUUCUUGAUUUUUUAAGUGAUAAUCUGGGUUUUAAGCCCUUUUACUACACUCUUCCAUCAGCUAAAUAGGCAGCAAGCGCAAGCAUUUGGUUGGUUUCAAAGAUCUCGACUGCACUAUCUUUUUCAGAGAGAGCAGUGAGAAAGUGGUGAAGACAAUGAAGUUGAACUGGAAUCUAUGGUUUAAUCACAAGCACAAGCAUUUGGUGGUGAAGUUUGUAGUUGCAAUUCUCUUCAUGGGUAUUGCUCUUCGUCUCUUUAUUUCUACCUCUACUGGGGAUUUUUCACCCAGAAUAGAAGAAACCCCUUUUCCUGAGAAAACUGUCGCUGCCGAGCAACCAAUCUCUGUACAAGUUCCCCCAGAUGAACCAAUCUCUGUAAAAGUUCCACAAGAUGAACCAAUCGCUGUACGAUUUCCACAAGAUGAAGAUCAGGAUCAGAUACCUUUACCCAGAAAAGAAACUCCUUUUCCUGAGAAAACUGUGGUUUCAGAGCCACCGAUUUCUGCAGAAGUUCCAGAAAAUGAUCAGGAUCAGAUACCUCCCCUCCAAGAAAAGUGUGAUCUUUUCACUGGGGAUUGGGUUCCAAAUACUUCAGGUCCAGGUUACAAUGAGAGCUGCCCCAUUAUUGAAAAUCCUCAGAAUUGUAUAAGGAAUGGGCGGCCUGAUACAGGGUAUCUAUACUGGAGGUGGAAUCCGCGAGAUUGUGAAAUACCAAAAUUUGAUCCAGAGAGAUUCCUUGAAAUGAUGAGGAAUAAAGCAUGGGCAUUGAUUGGUGAUUCGAUAUCUCGCAACCAUGUCCAAUCAUUGCUGUGCAUGCUCUCUACGGUUGAACGAGCAGUUCAAGUGUACCAUGACAAGGAUUAUAGGUCCCGAAGAUGGCACUUUCCAUCUUACAAUUUCAGUGUCUCAGUUAUUUGGUCCCCUUUUCUUGCCAAAGCUGCUAUUUUUGAAGACUAUAAUGGUGUGGCAACAUCUGAAGUUGAGCUGCAUCUUGACAAGCUUGAUAGGACAUGGGUGGAUCAAUACCACAGUUGGGACUACAUGGUAAUUUCAACAGGGAAAUGGUUUCUCAAAACUGCAAUCUACUAUGAGAACAAUGAAGUGCUGGGAUGCCAUUACUGUCCUAAAAGGAACCUAACAGAGUUAGGGUUUGAUUUUUCUUAUCGCAAAGUGCUGAGUUUUGUGAUGGACUAUAUAGUAACGUCUGAUUACAAGGGCAUGAUCUUUUUCAGAACGUCCACGCCUGAUCACUUUGAGAAUGGGGAGUGGUUUAAUGGGGGACAUUGCAAGAGAACAGCCCCAGUUAAAGAAGGUGAGGUUGAACUGAAGGAGGUACAUAAGAUUCUGCGUAGAAUAGAACUAGAGGUGUUUGAGAAGGCAGCUGCAGAAGCUUCUAAAAGUGGGGUGAAUCUCAAACUCCUUGACCUUGUCCCACUUUCUAUGAUGAGGCCUGAUGGGCAUCCAGGUCCAUAUAGACAUUAUCAUCCAUUUGACCAUGACAAAAACGCAAAGGUUCAGACUGAUUGUUUGCAUUGGUGCUUACCAGGGCCAAUAGACUCUUGGAAUGAUAUAUUAAUGGAGAUGGUGGUAAAUGGCUGAGAACAUCAGCUUAGGUUGGUGCCUGAAUUCUUAUUUUGUUACCCCUUCUAGAUCAUGAGAGCAUAUAUAUUGGAUCCUGGUAAAGUUUCUUGCAGAAGUUUCUGAUGACUCAUAUUCCUUUUAUGCCUUGUCUAUACUACAAUUCUUCAUUCUUCUCCAGAAAAAUCGGUCAUCUUUGCCUCGACUGCACCCUUACCAGUGUCAACUGGCCUGUCAUUGACAUCCUCAUACGUACUUACAACGAAUAGAAUACUGCAAAAAGAUCAUCAUGUCGUAUGAACUGUUAUCUCCGUCGUCCAGGUGCAUAGCUGUAGUGGAAGAGCAGUUACCUCCACAUUCGCACUGAGAAUUUGACUCUCCCCUCCCCUCCCUAGACUUUCAGCCACUUUGGACCUUUGAGCAAAAAAGGACUGUAACCUCUGUCACUAUUACAAGCUGUAAACUUCAAAUUUUUAUAAUCUUAAUUCAGAAAUCUGUUCUUUUCA